Molecule: messenger RNA, 2888 nt
Organism: Octodon degus (degu)
Lineage: Eukaryota; Metazoa; Chordata; Mammalia; Rodentia; Octodontidae
Gene: Pafah2
Product: platelet activating factor acetylhydrolase 2
Exons: 9
Coding region: 181-1101 (306 amino acids)
Molecular function (GO): 1-alkyl-2-acetylglycerophosphocholine esterase activity
Source: RefSeq, a predicted model, not a curated record
GGAGGAGUGACUGGCAGGGAGGAUGGAGUGAUAAGGGCAGGAGGAAGUUGAUAGGGUGACAUGUGCUGACUCAUAAGGAACCAGAAGCUAAGAAGAAACCAGCAAGAGGCUGCCCUGUGUCUUGCCCUGCAGCCGUCAAGUCCAGUAUCACCCCAGUCAUUCGGUCCAGCUGGUGAUGAGAUGGGGACCAGUCAGUCCAUGUGCUUUCCGCCUGUCUCCGGACCCCACCUUGUAGGCUGUGGGGAUGUGAUGGAGGGCCAAAGUCUCCAGGGGAGCUUCUUUCGACUCUUCUACCCCUGCCAAGAGGCACGGGAGGCCACGGAGCAACCACUGUGGAUUCCCCGCUAUGAGUACUGCGUUGGCCUGGCUGAUUACCUGAAGUUUAACAAGCGCUGGGUGGGGUUGCUGUUCAACCUGGCCAUGGGAUCUUGUCGCCUGCCUGUUAAUUGGAAUGGCCCCUUUAAGACAAAGGACUCUGGAUAUCCCUUGAUCAUCUUUUCCCACGGCCUAGGAGCUUUCAGCAUUUAUGGUGCAGAACUGGAACAAUGUCCAUGCCCUCCUCUUGCACAGGAUAAGGAUGUUUACAAAGGUAGCAUCGACAUGAGCCGUGUGGCUGUGAUGGGACAUUCGUUUGGAGGGGCCACAGCUAUUCUGGCUUUGGCUGAGGAGGCCCAGUUUCGGUGUGCUGUGGCCCUGGAUGCGUGGAUGUUUCCUCUGGAACGGGACUUUUACCCCAAGGCCCAGGGCCCUGUGUUCUUUAUCAAUGCCGAGAAAUUCCAAACAGUGGAGAGUGUCAACUUGAUGAAGAAGAUAUGUGCCCAGCACGAACAGUCCAAGAUCAUAACUGUCCUUGGCUCUGUACAUCGGAGUCAAACUGACUUUGCUUUUGCAACUGGCAGCUUAAUUGGAAAAUUCUUCUCCUCUCACACCCGAGGGAGCUUGGACCCCUACCAAGGUCAGGAAAUUAUGGUGCGGGCCAUGUUGGCUUUCCUGCAGAAACACCUCGACCUGCAAGAGGACUAUGACCAGUGGAACAACCUCAUUGAAGGCAUCGGACCAUCUCUCACUCCGGGGGCCCCGCACCACCUGUCCAGUCUAUAGGCACAACCAGCCAUUUCUAAAAGAUCACACAAGCUGAGUUGCCAUUUAAGGGCUGCCCAGGAGCACCCAUACCCUAUCAGGAAGUGGUCAGCAUGACCAUUUUGCACAGAUUGAGAGGAUAUAAUCACAUUGCUGAUUGGAUGACUGGGUACUUUAAUCUUGGACUUGAUGUGAAACUCAUAUUGGGACUGAUCACUGGCUAAUUGGCAAACUAACUCUCUGGGGCCUAGUCCCUGAUGCUGUGGGGAGCAAACAGUGGGCUAGGGCUGGAAGGGCCCCAGGCUCCAAGCUGAGCCCCUGAAGUCUGGGUGGAGACAACCUGGGGAGCUAGUGGGCCUACUCCCUCACAGUGGGCCAGGGCUGCUUCGUUAGCAGAAGAAGUAAGAAGCCAAGGGACAAAGUGCAAAUCUUUGGGCCCCUCACCUGGCCUGGCACUCUCUUCCUGCCCCUCAGCCUUCUUCCUUGCAGGGCCACUUGCUGAAGUAUGAGCACUUUAAGUAACUUUCUAGGAUAUGGACCGUCAUCACAUUUGCCAUUUAUUUUCAAGUGUUUCUACUGCAAGUGUUUCCACGGCACUUGGUACUGAGUGACAUGAGCCCACAGGGGGCAGACAGUAUUGUUCUCUUAACAUGAGUCCAAAGUUGCUGAACAGCCUCAAGCUCUGGGCAUCUUUGGGAUUUUGCCAACAAUGUAUCCUAUGAGUAGGUUGAGAUGAGUAGGUUGACUGGUAGAAUAAUGGUGUUCAGUAGCCAAUCACACAGGCCCUGGCCACAAGAGGGAGGUGGUUUGGUCAGAGUAUAUUCAGGAGGCCAUUCCUAGAGACCUAGAGAGAUCUAGAGUCAGCUGGGCCUUGCCUCCUAUCUCAGAUGCCAUGAACCUCCAACUUACUCAGAGUCAGGGUCUUUUGUUGUCUGUUAUUUUGCUCCAAGGGUUUUGGCCCUAAUUUAAGUCAGGAUACCAGAUCUGCAUUCUAUUCCAUUUAUAAUGUAAGUGAUACUGAUACUCAUGUUUGCCUAAUGAUAUGUUAGAAUAUUUUCUCUAUUUAAUCUGCAUUAGAGCAAGAUGGGGAGCCAUCUGGAAGUGACUUUUCCUUCUGUCUUUCUUUGUUCACUAACCACUCUGUGGGGGAAAAAAAAAUCUUUAAAAGGCAAAGAAGUCUUCCUAGAGAAGUAAUUCAAAACUGGAUGGGAAUGUCCAUCUGAGACCCCAAAACUUCUAACUUUAAUCUAAAGAAGGGCCCAAGAAGAGGCUAGAACAAAAGGAAAUGUGCUUCUGCAUGAUAGUUCAAGGGGCCCCAAAACAAGCAGGGUGCUCUAUGAUUUCCAGGGAGACACAGGGUCAGGAGGAUAUCGGUACAACCCUCGGUUCCAGAGUUAGUCUGCUUUGGAGUCCUGGUUCCACACUGCCAACUGGGUAAAUUUGAACAAAUGAUACUUUUUUAAAAUCUCAACUGCUGAAUUUCUAAAAUGCAGGUUUACCUGAUGAAUAGUAGGGAGGAUUAAAUGAGAGGGCAUAUAACCCAUGAGUUAUUCAAAUGUGUGUUUGCUACUUUCCAAAUAUGGGAGGACUUUCUAAGUUUUCAUUAUUUUUCUAGAUGAAUUGUUUUGUGGUCAGAGAAAAUGACCCAUGUGAUUUCCAUCCUUCUAGAUGUAUUGAAGCUUAAUUGUUGGCCCAGUGUGAGGUCAAUUUUGUAAAUGUUCCACGAUUACUUAAAAAAAUCUGUCGAGGACUUGGGGAUAUAGCUCAGCGGCAUGAGUGUCUGCCUGGGAAGUGCAAGGUCCUGAGUU